This is a messenger RNA of Neurospora tetraspora, 2194 nucleotides long. Its product is annotated as major facilitator superfamily domain-containing protein. The record is from RefSeq and is a predicted model, not a curated record. The transcript is spliced from 3 exons. Bases 242 to 1831 code for a protein of 529 amino acids. Gene Ontology annotation, molecular function: transmembrane transporter activity. Gene Ontology annotation, cellular component: plasma membrane. Lineage: Eukaryota; Fungi; Ascomycota; Sordariomycetes; Sordariales; Sordariaceae. Gene Ontology annotation, biological process: transmembrane transport.
GCUCAUCACCAACCUGAACGGGGUCUCGGGCUUGUUGGUUUUGCCGCCAGUCUGACCCCAGUGAAGAAUAAUGAAAGGGAUUUGUGCAGAUGCCUCGGGUAUUGAGGCUUAUGUUGGCCGAUGGCCCCCUACGGCUCCAAGAUCAACCGACUUACAACAGCCAUCCCCUUCAGGCUUCCCCCGUCAACCAACCCCUGGUAUUUCAGACUAUACCAGUUCAGGUUCAGAACAUUAGACAACAAUGGCGGACUCAAAGGCACAAACACCACGGGAUUCCGGCACCUUCGACAAGGAGAAGCCGCUCGACUUUGAUGUGGAAAAGGGUCAACAAUCAGAUCUCGAUGGCGCAACAAUCCAAGCUCAUUCGGAACGGGGUGUAUCAGCCGGCAGUGAUGGAGUCACCGGAGAUAAGGAGACGGAGCAGGAUCCCAACAUCGUCGACUGGGACGGACCCGAUGACCAGGAGAACCCCAUGAACUGGCCCGACAAGAAGAAGUGGCUCAACGUUGGCGUCCUUUCCGUCCUUACCAUCCUUACUCCCCUGGGCUCAUCCAUGUUCGCCCCCGGUAUCCCGAAGAUCUUGAACGAAUUCCAUGAGACAUCUUCCAUCACGGCCACCUUCCUGGUAUCCAUCUACAUCCUCGGCUUCGCCUUUGGUCCCCUCCUGGUCGCCCCCCUCAGUGAGAUGUACGGCCGUAGGCCCCUGUACAACUUCGGCAACAUCCUCUUCACCAUCUUCACCGUCGGCACCGCCCUCAGCAAGAACACGGGCAUGCUCCUCGCCUUCCGUUUCCUCAUGGGUCUUGCCGGUUCCGUGCCCAUCACCAUCGGCUCCGGCUCCAUCGCCGACGUCAUGACGCUCGAGAACCGCGGCAAGGCCAUGUCGCUCUGGGCCCUCGGCCCCAUGCUCGGCCCCUGCAUCGGUCCCAUCGCCGGUGGCUACCUCGAACGCGCGGCCGGCUGGCGCUGGGUCUUCUGGCUGAUCACCAUCAUCGGCGGCUGCCUUAUCCCUUUCUCCUUCCUCUGCCUGCGCGAGACCUACGCGCCCGUCCUCCUCGAGCGCAAGGCCGCCCGCCUCCGCAAGGAGACCGGCAACCCCAACCUGCGCUCCAAGCUGGCCAGCAAGGUGUCGGCGGCCGAGACCUUCAAGACCGCCAUCGCCCGUCCCAUGAAGCUGCUCAUCUUCGAGCCCGUCAUCACCCUCAUGUCGCUUUACGUCGCCAUCACCUACGGCAUCCUGUACAUGAUGUUCACCACCUUCACCUUUGUGUACUCUGAGCACUACGGCUUCGACGAGGGCAGCAUCGGCCUGGCCUACCUGCCCACUGGGCUUGGCAUGUUCAUUGGCGUUUCAACUUUUGGUUAUCUCUCCGACAAGAUCGUCAGGGACCGCCAGGCCAAGGGCCUCGUGCACCGCCCCGAGGUCCGCCUGAUCCCCUGGUUCACCAUCCCUUGCGGUCUGCUUCUUGUCGCUGGCUUGUUUAUUUACGGCUGGACCGUCCAGGAGCACGUCCACUGGAUCGUGCCCAUGCUCGGUGUUCUCAUCUUCUGCGGCUCGCUCAUGGGCAUCAUGAUGUCGGUCCAGUCGUACCUGCUCGAGGCUUUCCUGACGCAGGCCGCCAGUGUUACCGCUGCGCUUGCCGUCCUGCGUUCGCUCCUGGGUGCCCUCCUCCCGCUUGGUGCCCUUGAUCUGUACCAGAGCAAACUCCAUUUCGGCUGGGGUAACUCGCUUUUGGGCUUCAUUGCCUUGGCGUUGGUGCCUAUUCCAUUCGUUUUCUACGUUUAUGGCGAGAGGUUGAGGAAGAAGAGCCGCUUCAACAAGGCCAACUAGGUAGAUACCCAAAUGGGAUAUGUUGGGGUUGUUUUUUUUUGGAAAGCAAAGAGUUGGAUCAAAAGUUGGAGACCAAGAAGUGAGGAGAGCGUUGCAUUUUCUUGCCGGAGUUUUGGGCUUUGAAAUUUCGCAUGAUAUCGAUACUAUAGAGCGAUCACUGAUAGAGAUCGCAUACAUUGCAUGGCGUUUUGGGUACCUAAUAUCUGCAUUGCAAGAUAGUUAGAAGCAGCAACCGUGGGUUGCGAGCUCAGAGUUAUGUUUUGAUGGGAAGAUUUGUAUGAGAUAGGAAGAUGUGAUGGAUGAUGCGAAUGCAAAUUAUCUCAACUCACCUAUGCCGUCUUUGAUAGUCAUGGUAAUAAAAGU